CAUCCCCACCCCCCACCACCACCCCCUCAUACAUAUAUUCAUAAUUGGUUCUGGCAUCCUUCCUCUCCCAUCUACAUAAGAUAUUGUUGUCCACAAUCCUUCCACCCCCACCAUUAUUUCAACGGGUGCCCCCAAUUGAGCAUCCGUGCUCGUCAUGAAGGCCACCCCGUUACUCAUCUCGUGGCACGAUGACAAUGCUCCUAUUUACUCGGUACAUUUCGAUCCCAAUGGCAAGGGCCGUCUAGCUACUGCUGGAAAUGACAAUAACGUCAGACUAUGGAAGGUGGAAUCGAUCGGAGAGGAGCGGAAGGUGUCCUACUUGAGCACGCUGGUUAAACACACCCAGGCCGUCAAUGUCGUCCGUUUCAGUCCCAAAGGCGAGAUGCUGGCAUCUGCCGGGGAUGACGGUAAUGUCUUACUCUGGGUACCCUCGGAAUUGCAAACACAACCGGGCUUAGGUGAAGACCGCUCCGAUGACAAGGAAACAUGGCGAGUGAAGCAUAUGUGCCGUUGCUCCGGGGCAGAGAUCUACGACCUCGCCUGGUCGCCUGAUGGGGUCUUCAUCAUCACAGGCAGUAUGGACAACAUCGCUCGGAUCUAUAAUGCUCAGACGGGCCAAAUGGUGCGCCAAAUUGCGGAACACUCACAUUAUGUUCAGGGUGUUGCUUGGGAUCCGCUGAACGAGUUCGUUGCGACACAAUCAUCCGACCGUUCCGUCCACAUCUACAGCUUGAAAACCAAAGAUGGCCAGUUUACUUUAACUUCCCAUGGGAAGUUUCUCAAAAUGGAUCUCCCCGCGAAACGCAUUUCGUCCAGCAGUCCUGCGCCGCCAGAUCUCUCGAUCCGCUCUCAACCCGCCCCGACCAGCUCCGCCGCCAUCGCCUCGCCCGCUCCGUCUACCCCAGGUACGCCAAUGAUCUCUAACCUGCCAAUGGACCCUCCCCCAGUAUCACAUAGUCGCCGGUCAUCAUUCGGGUCCUCACCAUCUAUCCGUCGCUCAGCAUCUCCGGCGCCAUCCCUACCUUUACCAGCUGUCAAACCGCUUGAGGUACCAUCGCCAGGUCUGCUGGGGGGUCUCGGAGUCAAGAAUGCCAAUAUCUAUGCAAACGAGACGUUCACCUCGUUCUUCCGGAGAUUGACCUUUGCUCCUGAUGGAAGCUUGCUGUUUACUCCGGCGGGCCAGUACAAGACGUCGCAUGUAUCACCUACGGACUCCUCCAAAACAACGGACGAAAUCAUCAAUACCGUGUACAUUUACACUCGUGCCGGUUUCAACAAGCCGCCCAUUUCCCAUCUUCCAGGUCACAAGAAGCCCUCUGUUGCAGUCAAGUGCUCUCCCAUUUUCUAUACCCUGCGACAAACCCCGCAGCCUGCUCGUCAUAUCACCUUGGACACGUCGUCCGUCGACGAGUCAUUUUCUUCGCUCCCGGAUCCGGUGGUGGGUUCUGCCAAGGACGGCGCUUCAUUAAUGGAACCUCCUUCUUCCACGCUCACAGCCAACGAUCUGGCAAAGAACAACACCGGUACCAAGGCGACGGAGCGGGACAGCCCCCCUGCAGGUCACAGCCCUGCCCCUGUAUUCACACUGCCUUACCGGAUUGUAUAUGCAGUAGCCACUCAGGACGGGGUCUUGGUGUAUGACACACAGCAGCAGACGCCGAUCUGCGUCGUCAGCAAUCUACACUUUGCUACCUUCACCGAUCUGACAUGGUCGAAUGACGGCUUGACCUUGAUAAUGAGCUCGUCGGAUGGGUUUUGUUCCACUCUUGCUUUUGCGCCGGGCGAGCUAGGCCAACCAUACACUGCACCGGCAUCGGCGGCUCAUCAGACCGCAGCCGCCGUGCUAUCGGCCAAUAACGUUCCUCUUCCCACGCCAACAACAGCGAAACCAAGCCCAGGGCCCCAGGCCAAUGCGGGCCAAGCUCCUCCUGCCAGCCCUGCGCGAUCCAACUCGGUCUCAUCAGUCACAACUCUGUCUGGGAGUCAACAAACGCCGGGGGCGGUAGUCAAUAACCCGACACCGACCCUCGGAGCAGUACCACUGGUGACGGCGACUCACUCAUCCCAACCUCCGACACUUCCGCUCACAACCCCGCCACAGACCCCCAUGUCGCAUAGUGGCACAAGCACUGUCAGCGCCAGUGUGCUAGGCAAACGGGUCAGUGAAUCGGAAAAGGAGGAAGACAGAGACCCGAGCGCGGCUCCGCCCGUCCAACCACCGAAAAAGAGACGAGUGGCGCCGACGCUCAUAUCAGCAGGCACUGAGCAUACCUCAGCUAAGGGGUCACAUAGUACUACGGAUAUUGGGGGUUGAUCAUGCUAUCUGACAAGUAUCUUACUUACGAUGUUUCUUCUCUCCUUCGCCUCCGGGUCUAAACUGUAACUCUGCAUUCCCGUUUACCUCCGCCCCCUCUUUCACCGACCAUCGCCACCUGUCCCGCAGGGUUCGGAGAGACCCUGGCUCGCUACGACAUAUGAUCUAUCAAUCAACUACCUCUUCACCAUGAAUUCACGUUUCUUCACCCUUUUCUCCUAUUCGCAUAUCCAUGAGCUAGCUAUCUGAUCUCCCACGG
This is a messenger RNA of Aspergillus saccharolyticus JOP 1030-1, 2573 nucleotides long. RefSeq names its product putative chromatin assembly factor 1 subunit B. The transcript is spliced from 6 exons. Bases 155 to 2314 code for a protein of 719 amino acids. Gene Ontology annotation, cellular component: CAF-1 complex; nucleus. Lineage: Eukaryota; Fungi; Ascomycota; Eurotiomycetes; Eurotiales; Aspergillaceae. The record is from RefSeq and is a predicted model, not a curated record. Gene Ontology annotation, molecular function: protein binding. Gene Ontology annotation, biological process: nucleosome assembly; DNA replication-dependent chromatin assembly.